UAACAUUUUCGGUUUGAAAAAAAAAAGAAAAAGGAAAUUCCAGUUUUUCACUUACGGGAAAAGAGAAAGAGAAAUCCGUGCACUUCACGCGUCAUCCCCAAGGCGCCGUUACUCUCUUGCCUCCGCCUCCUCCUUCCUCCUUUCUCCGUCUCUUUUCUCAACCUUCGAUCUAAAAACUCUUAAACCCUUCGCCAAUUCUCCAAUUCACGACUUACACCACCCACCCAAAUUUCGUUCCCAAAUCCCAAGAAACCGUUACAAACCAGCACAUUCAUUUCUGAUCCGGUUCACCCGGGUUCGGUUCGGUGCACUGCCAUGGCUCCUGCGCUCUCCGAGCGAGUUGAGCUUGCAAGGUUCUGCGCCUCCAAGGAAUGGUCCAAGGCCAUUCGGAUACUUGACUCCCUUAUUUGUUGUUCCCCUACAAUUCAAGACAUAUGCAACCGAGCCUUUUGUUACAGCAAAUUGGAGCUGAAUAAGCACGCGAUUAAGGAUUGCGAUAAAGCUCUGCAGCUUGAUCCUACGCUUCUUCAGGCUUAUAUUCUCAAAGGUAGUGCAUUUUCUGCAUUGGGAAGGAAAAGAGAUGCUAUUUUGGUAUGGGAGCAAGGACAUGAACAUGCUUUGCAUCAGGCCACAGAUUUGAAACAGCUGCUAGAACUUGAAGAGCUCUUGAAAACGGCAAAACAAGGCAAUGAUGCAUCUUGUGAAACUAAUGAGUUGUCCAUGCCACAAUCAAUAUUGGAGUCUUCAAAUAAUGGGAACUCAGGGGCAGAUAUGAAUCAUGAUAGGUUGACUGCUCAGGCUGAAUCACCUGGAAAUGGCAGCAAUAAAUCUGAGAUAUGCCUAAAGUCUAAUGUGGACUUUGAGUCAAAAACCGACUUGCGUGAUGAAAAUGGAGAGCCAAAAAAAUUUGAUGGCCAAGUGAAUGAAAGCCCUGAUGUUAUUGAGAAUCUAAGUUACAAUUCUGAAUCAUGUAAUGACUCAAGUGACGCUUCAGAUUCCGGUGAUAAAGUGCCUAGGAAUAGUAGUGACUCAAUUAAUAUCUCUGAGAUUCUUAGGACUCCAGUUAGUAAGUUUGUUUUUCCCCAUGAGGGAAAAGAAGAAGCCAGGAAAUAUAAGAAAUUUUGUGUUGCUAAAGUUUCUAACAAAAAUUCCAUAAGCGUAGAUUUUCGACUCUCAAGGGGAAUACAAGCGGUCAAUGACGGAAACUAUGCUCAAGCCAUAUCAAUUUUUGACAAGAUACUGAAAGAAGAUACUGCAUAUCCUGAGGCAUUGAUAGGAAGGGGGACGGCAUAUGCUUUCAAGAAAGAGCUUAAUUCUGCUAUAGCUGAUUUUACAAAGGCCAUACAAUUUAAUCCAUCGGCUAGUGAAGCAUGGAAAAGGAGAGGUCAAGCCCGGGCAGCCUUGGGAGAGUUUGUUGAGGCUAUUGAAGAUUUGACUAAGGCACUAGAGUUUGAACCUGAGUCAGCUGAUAUUUUACACGAGAGAGGAAUUGUCAAUUUCAAAUUUAAAGAUUUUGAUGCAGCUGUUAGAGACCUGUCAUCUUGUGUGAAGCUUGAAAAGGAUAAUAAGUCUGCUUACUCAUAUUUGGGUUUAGCAUUAUCUUCUGUUGGUGAAUAUAACAAAGCUGAGGAAGCACAUCGAAAAUCACUUCAACUUGAUAGAAAUUUCCUUGAAGCAUGGGCACACCUGGCUCAGUUCUAUCAAGAUUUAGGAAAGCCAAUGAAAACUCAUGAAUGUCUAAAUGAGGUGCUGCAAAUUGAUGGGAGGUUUGUCAGAGCAUAUCAUAUGCGUGGCCUUCUGUUCCAUGCAAUGGGUGAGCACAGAAAGGCUAUCAAGGAUUUAACAACGGGACUGAGCAUCGACGGAACCAACAUUGAGUGUUUAUAUUUACGAGCUUCCUGCUACCAUGCUGUCGGACAAUACAAAGAGGCGGUCAAGGAUUAUGAUGCUGCACUGGAUUUGGAAUUAGAUUCAAUGGACAAGUUCAUCCUCCAGUGCCUUGCAUUCUAUCAGAAAGAGAUUGCUCUUUACACAGCCUCAAAGUUUAAUGGUGAUUUUUGCUGGUUUGAUGUUGAUGGGGAUAUUGAUGCACUUUUUAAGGAGCACUGGUGCAAGAGAUUGCAUCCAAAGAAUGUAUGUGAAAAGGUGUUCAGGCAACCCCCUUUGCGUGAGUCUUUAAGAAAGGGAAAAUUUAAACGGCAUGAUUUUACUCUUACAAAGCAGAAGGCUACUCUUAUACAGGCUGCGGACUCAACUGGCAAUAAAAUCCAAUAUGAUUGUCCCGGUUUUCUUCCUAAUAGGCGUCAGCAUCGUAUGGCAGGAUUUGCUGCCAUUGAAAUUGCACAAAAGGUCUCAAAGGCCUGGCGUUCCAUGCAUGUGGAAUGGAAAUCUUCUAAUAAAAACAACUCAAAAAACAGAGGAGGGGCUGGUUGUAGUACGAGCAGUGCCUUGGAAUCAUAUUCACACGGCACUAUAGAAGAAAGAUCAUCCAGUCGUACCAUGUCAUGGCAAGAUGUUUACUCACUGGCUGUUAGAUGGAGACAGAUUUCUGAGCCUUGUGACCCUGUUGUGUGGGUGAACAAGCUAAGUGAGGAGUUUAAUUCUGGGUUUGGCUCUCACACACCUUUGAUUCUUGGACAAGCCAAAGUUGUCCGUUACUUCCCUAAUUAUGAAAGGACAUUGGAUAUUGCAAAGACUGUCAUGAAAGAGAGAUCAUAUGUCUACAGCAAAAAAGACAAGAUCAUCCAUCUUGCCAAAGAUGGGAAACUGGAAGAGAUCAUGCAUGCAAAAUCAUGCUCUGAUCUCUACAGAAUUGUUGGUGAGGAUUUCUGGUUGUCUACUUGGUGCCAGAGUGCUGCAUUUGAAGAGAAGCAGCUUGAAGGGACAAGGAUAACCCUUGUAAAAAUGGGGGAACGUGGUUAUGACUUUGCAAUAAGAACACCUUGCACUCCUGCGAGAUGGGAAGAUUUUGAUGCAGAAAUGGCAAUGGCAUGGGAUAAUCUCUGCAAUGCUUACUGUGGUGAAAACUAUGGGUCUACUGAUUUCGACAUGCUUGAAAACAUCAGAGAUGCAAUUUUAAAGAUGACAUAUUUCUGGUAUAACUUUAUGCCACUGUCCAGAGGAUCAGCUGCAGUGGGGUUCAUAGGUAUGCUUGGUUUGUUCCUCGCUGCCAAUAUGGAGUUCACAGGAAGCAUCCCUCAGGGCUUACAAGUUGAUUGGGAGGCCAUUUUGAACUUAGAUCCAAACUCGUUUGUGGAUUCGGUUAAAUCAUGGCUAUACCCAUCUUUGGAGGUGACAACCUCGUGGAAAGACUACCCUGAUGUUUCAUCAACUUUUCCAUCAACAGGGUCCGUUGUUGCUGCUUUAAGCUUUUCUGAUGAUUGAGCUCCUUUAAGAAAUGCCCAAGUGAGUUAACUGCCUGUAUUAUUGUGAAAUAAAUAAUCCGUCACAUUAUAACUAUGUUAGCUGUUGUAUAAUAAUGUAACUUCAUGGCAUCGGAUUAUAAAGUUAGAAUUUUUAUUUUUCCGAUUUAUCAAUAAGUGAAGACUGGUCACAUCAUACCCGUGUUUAGCUGUUGUACAAUAAUGCAAUAGGAGUUAAUAUAUUCUUGCUUUCUGUUUGUAUUUUAUUUGUUAAAUUCCUGAAAGAGGGAAGUUCCUUCGUAA
Messenger RNA from Arachis ipaensis, 3665 nucleotides. NCBI's taxonomy places the organism in Eukaryota, Viridiplantae, Streptophyta, Magnoliopsida, Fabales, Fabaceae. The record is from RefSeq and is a predicted model, not a curated record.